Messenger RNA from Daktulosphaira vitifoliae (grape phylloxera), 1590 nucleotides. RefSeq lists its product as uncharacterized. The transcript has a single exon. Bases 63 to 1571 code for a protein of 502 amino acids. Gene Ontology annotation, molecular function: nucleic acid binding; zinc ion binding. Lineage: Eukaryota; Metazoa; Arthropoda; Insecta; Hemiptera; Phylloxeridae. The record is from RefSeq and is a predicted model, not a curated record.
UUUAGUUUUGAAUCCAUAGUUCCGCCUUAGUGGCACAUUUACUGUGUCCGCCGGGGCUCUGGAUGCAAGCCAGACCUAAUCCGGGAGGAGGUGAUCAGCACCACCCCCCAUUGCGCCGUAGAAGCACUCCGCAUUCUUCCAACCCACAAGUCUCCAUGGAUAAUUCGCGUUAUUCUGGUAAGAACAAUCAAGGCUCUAAAUCGCCAAUUAGCCCCUUACACAAAAAACCUAAAUCUGACGGUAAAUCAAAAUCCGAUGAUCCCCAAUCUCAAACUUUCAGCAUGGAUUGUAGCUCACCAGAAGUCAUCGUUGUGACGUCACCCGGUUCGCCAACUUCAAACAUAAACUCGCUCUAUGUCGAUUCUCCUAAUACUUCAACAGUCAGGCAACCCAAUGUUCCUGAAUGUUUUCCACUACACUACACUGGUCCCCUCAAUGUACUUGUUUCUGCAUCUGGUGAUAAUAACUUAGGUAAUUUUCACCCAGUUAAGCUCGGUAAAACUUUUUCCAAACUUUUUCCUGGUAUUCUGAGCAUAAACCCUAUCGGCGCUAAGCGUGUGAAAAUCACGUUCGAGUCGGUUAAUAACGCCAACAAUUGUCUCACUUCCCCUUCUCUUUCUGAACACGGCUAUUCUGCGAAUAUUCCUAGUACUUUACUAUAUAGUAUUGGAAUAAUACGUCUUGAUAAAAGUAUCUCUGAAGAAGACUUUUGGGAAGGUUAUGAAUGUUCAGUCAAAGUUAUUUCAUUCAGACGCAUUAAUAUAAAAAAGGAUAACAUCCUCGUUUCUUCAAAUUUAGUUGAACUUAAAUUUUUGUCAGCAACUCUUCCUCAAAAAUUAUCAAUAUACAAAGUUAUUUUUGAAGUCUCUCCGAGUAUUCGUUCUCCUGUCCAAUGUCGCAAGUGUUUACGUUUUGGUCACACCCUUAAAUUCUGUCGCAGUAAGGAGCGCUGCAGUCACUGCGGUAUCUUUGACCACACCGAAUCUAAUUGUAACGUCAAGUUAACCACACCUCCUUCGUGCAUUUUUUGUAAACUGAACCACCUUGCGACUGAUAGAUCUUGCAGCGAAUGGUCUGUGCAAAAGGACAUUAAAAAGAUAAUGGCCACAAACAAUGUCUCAUUUUCUGAAGCCUCCUCGAUCAAACGUUCCAGUUUAGUUAAUAAAGCUUUUACCUUUUCUGAUGUUGCUAAAAAUACAAAUAUAUCUAGUGUCGAAGUCGUAGCUUCUCCUUCCUUUCCUUCCCUUAGUCAUUCUACUAAUACAUAUACAAAUAAACAAAAGAAGAAAAAAAGUAAUAAAACUCAAUUCCCCUCCCCCCACUUUCCUCCUCUACCAAAUGACUGUUCUAGGCCAAUUUCGCCUAAUGGCAGUUUUUUAAAAUACAUAUCCCAAAAUCGUAGUACUAAUGUUGAUGACCGUAACUGGAUUUCCUGCUUAUCGCAACAUAUCGUUCAGCUACUCGCGAGCGAUCCUAAUUUAAUUUCUUCUCCUUCAAUACUUCAAUCAACUAUAGAAUCUUCAUUAACUAACAUCCACUAUCCUUUAUCAGACAAUGAUGACACAUUUUAAUAGUAAUCCUAACUUUCCU